AGGCAGACAGCGCUGUGGACUCCAUGAGAUGGGGGGGCGGUUAAAAAGGAGGACAGUUAGAAAAGUGACGUGAAGACAAAGAGCACUGAGAGCUUAUCACCAGCACUGACAGCAGUGGAGAGAAGCAACAGGCCAGCAAAGCCUCGGGAACAUACCACGCUAGUAGAUAAGGCCUCAGGUUCUCCAAGCUCAACGCUCUUCCAACAGCAGAAAGGACAUUUCCAGAAAAACAGAAACAAGCCUUGACAACUUUGUUUGGGAGAAGCCGCGGCAAAACUAGCAAGAAAGCUGGAGAAGGAACAGCACGAGGUCCAACGGACUCCACACAACAAUUUCACCAUGAGUAUGACUGGUACUCUGGAGAAGGGGGCACACCACCAGGUCCUGGACCUGUCUGAAGAGCUGCCACCUCAGCAGCAGCAGCACCACCACCAGCAUCACCAACCACCUCCUCAUCAUCAUCAUCACAACAACCAGAACCUCCACCAGUCCAACUCGCUGGCCUCCACAGCUGCAGCGGGCAGGGAGACACCAUCUCGCGUGGUGGUGCCCCCACCUUAUUCUGCGGCUGAGGGUGGGGAGGCCCCGCUGGAGCUGCGGGGGUCCUUGGACUGCUGGGCUUGCUCGGUUCUGGUGACUGCUCAGAACCUUAUCAUCGCUACCAUCAAUGCUUGCCUGGCUGGGCUGGUAUUUGGAAUCAUCCUGACACCGGCCAUCGUCAUGGUGGUUUUUGGCUUCCUCUGCCACUCAACAGUCCGCCCCCAUGGAGCCACCCGUUACUGCUCUGACCUGUUGACUGAUGGGGGCUGCGUGGCUCUUCUGGUGGUGGGCUUCCUCUUAGUGACCCCUCUGCUGGUCUUGGCACUGGCCGCCUACUGCCGCCUGGCUCGUCAUCUGCAGCUGGGCCUGUGCUUCAUACCAUACAGCCGGGCCGUCUACAAGAACCUUCCGGUGAGCCGGCACCAUGGUCUGGGCGCUGGAUGCUGUGGCGGGCAGGGCAAGGACGGAGGGGGAAAGGGAAAGGUGUGGGUGUGAGAAAGGAGGAAGAAAAAUACUGUCCAAAUCUCAGUUUUCGUAUGCCCCAAUUUUGGUAUCAUCAGGUCUUUGAUGGAAAUUCUUGGUCUUAGUUUUCACAAUCUUGGUUUUUGUACAAUAUUACUCAAACUUUACGGUUGGUUUACCAUGUACUACAUAAUUCCAUGGAAUCAAUAGCCCAAACAAAGUGCCAUCACAGUGCUGACUGUUAUAUUGAGUGUAACUGAACUGUAUACAACCACGGUCCCUUCCUCAUCAGUAAAGGCAAAGUGAUGUUACAUUUUUGUUUAUCCAUUUCUUUCAUCAUUUAUUAUUUUGCAUUUUUUUCUGCACGUAUACCUAUAAUUAUUCUCCUGAAAAUUACUUUUUUUUAUACAUUUUUGGGAGUCUGGAACCAGCCAGGUAUGAUGAGGUUGAUGAGGCACUGACUCCUCUGGAUUUUUUUUUUUUUUAAUGUUAAAACAGGUUUUUCAUUAAGAGGAUAACAAGAAAAGCAAAGCAAGUGAUUCACUUUCGUAAAAGAGAUGUUUUCAAAUACUUCUUAGUCCCAUUUUGGUAUUUUAUUAACUGAAAAACAUUCAUGUUCUUAUCAUUUAUCUGUAUAUGAAGUACAUUCACCCUAUUCUUUUCCAGGAAAAUUUCUCAUAUUUUGCUGUAAAAGUCUGAUCAUCUCCUCGUGAGUUUGUAAAUAUAUAAUCCUCCAUCUUGACAGCAGAGCAUAAAAAUAUGUUGUAUCUGACUUGCUUCUCUGGUAAAAAAAACAAAACAAAACACUGGCUUUUCUUUUCUAUGGAAGGACGGCAGUAACAAGCACAUUACUACUAUAAGUAUUACAUGGUAUCAUGAAUGUGCCUGUUACUACAUGGUCACAGCAUGUAUGAAGCUAUCGUGAGUGUGGAUUAUUGGCUUGGUGUGCACGCCCCAGUUGGCUCAGUCCAAAUAGAUGGAGGGUAUUGUAAACAUUGCUAAUACAAAGGCUACGGAAACAUCGCAGGGACACAAGAUGGCCACAGCUGCAUAGCAUGCAGCAUAGCUAGCAUACUAAAAUUAGCCUCCAAGGCAACAUAAGACGCCAAAUAUUUACCACUUCCACAUAGAAUUGGAGAACUUCUUUUCACUCCAUCAUGACCGACAUGCAACGUGUGAUGAUAAUGAAAUGUCAUGUGUUACAACUGCAAUAUAGUAGUAGUAUUGUAUUAACACACUCAUACACUGAUUUUUUCCCCCAAUAUUAUGUUUAACUGCCUUUGUAGAAUGCGUAAUUUCACAUUUUUUACAGUUUUGUAUUAGUUUGGUUUGUGAAUAUUUUGACAAAUAAA
Messenger RNA from Doryrhamphus excisus (bluestripe pipefish), 2354 nucleotides. RefSeq names its product transmembrane protein 88 b (gene tmem88b). The record is from RefSeq and is a predicted model, not a curated record. Gene Ontology annotation, cellular component: plasma membrane. Gene Ontology annotation, molecular function: PDZ domain binding. NCBI's taxonomy places the organism in Eukaryota, Metazoa, Chordata, Actinopteri, Syngnathiformes, Syngnathidae.